UUUUUGUGUUAAUUUAGCAAAGUGUGCAACGUUAGACAGCGUUGAAUCAGACACUGUUGAUGAUUUAAAAGUCGGGUUCUGCUUAUUUAGGCGAACACGAGAGGGAGUAAGCAGUAACCAUGUAUGACCAAGAUGAAGGUUUGUUGUUAUUUCAGCCAUUUGCUAGCUUGCUGCUAGCAAGCUAGUUAGCAUAUAGGCUAAUAUGCGCAUCACCAAUAAUAGAUAGGUACAGUAGCUAGCAAGCAUACUAGCGCUAUGUAGCUUGCAAGGUUAACUAAUUGGCUAGUUAACGUUACAUACCAAAAAUGGUUUCACCAGACUAAACACCUAACUAUAUCACACUUUCAACUAGGCCUACCUAUAUGAACAUCACAUCAUGCCAUGUUGAAAAAAACUAAGUUAGCUAUCUUUGAGAUCUGCAGAGCUAAAAUACCUUUCUUUGUGUCAAUCAGUUGUUGAAUGUAGUAAACUCCAUGAACUAGCUGGGGCCUUGGCUAAUGUUAUAUCACUGCGUCUGCAUUCACUUUGUUGAUGUAUUUUCUGUGAUCUCUUGCAGAUAUCCAAUACGAUGAGGAUGAGGAUGAAAUCACCCCCGAUUUAUGGCAGGAAGCUUGCUGGAUUGUUAUCAGGUAAAAUUAUGCUCUUCUUACCUAUCUCUCCUAUUUUUUUAUCCUCAUGUAACAUACACUAUGCAGCUUGCUUAUGUUCAAAUAACACUAUCCUCUCUGAUGCGCCUUACAGUUCCUACUUUGAUGAGAAGGGCCUGGUGCGACAGCAGCUGGACUCCUUUGACGAGUUCAUCCAGAUGUCCGUGCAGAGGAUCGUGGAGGAUGCCCCGCCCAUCGACCUGCAGGCUGAGGCCCAGCACACCUCUGGAGAGGUGGAGGAUCCGGUGAGUGACAGACGGGCACUUUCAGAUAUUCAGCUCCAUGUAGGGCCUCUCUCUACGAGGGCACUUACUAUUGCCCUGUUAACGCUCCCUUUAUGUUGCUCUACAGCCACGCUACUUGCUGAAGUUUGAGCAGAUCUACCUUUCCAAACCCACUCACUGGGAAAGAGAUGGAGCCCCCUCGCCUAUGAUGCCCAACGAGGCCAGACUCCGGAACCUUACGUAAGUUUGCUCAUUUGGAGCCAUACUUUUAUCAUGAUAAUUCUCCCUUGCACAUCAUUUGCAACCUUCAGUGCUGCCAGUGCCAACUAGGCCCACAUCUGUAUUAUACAGGUACUCUGCUCCCCUGUACGUGGACAUCACCAAGACCAUCAUCAAGGAGGGUGAGGACCAGCUGCAGACCCAGCACCAGAAGACCUUCAUCGGCAAGAUCCCGAUCAUGCUGCGCUCCACCUACUGCCUGCUCAGCGGCCUGACAGACCGUGAUCUGUGUGAGCUCAACGAGUGCCCGCUGGACCCCGGGGGCUACUUCAUCAUCAACGGGUCAGAGAAGGUAAAAGGAGAGAGAAAGUGGAGGGUGGACUUCAGGGCAGAUAUCUGGUCUUGAUUCUGUUUCAAUCAGGGUUGGGGAGUAACAUAUUGCGAAAAAACUUGAACUGUAAUCUGUUAUGUUACCAGCAAAAAUAUUGUAAUCAGAUGACAGAUACUUAAAAAAAUAACUAGAUUCCGUCUAGGAUUACAUUUAGUAAUUCAGAAAGGAUGUUUGCGUAAAAAAUGUUUGACACCUUCAUGUUUUAUCAAUGCCAUUCAAAUCAGCAUUGAAAAAAGGUGCAAGUUUAGGUUUGUUCCGCCUGAGCGAGUCUGACCACAAGUCUAUGAUGACACACCAACUGCGUUUUGAAGGAUCGCAGGAAAAGAGCAAGAAUAGGCUUUUGUAAGCUACAAUCCAAGCUACAGUGCCUUCAGAAAGUAUUCAUGCCCCUUGACUUUUUCCACAUUUUGUUGUGUUACAGCCUGAAUUUAAAAUUGAUUAAAUUGAAAUUUUGUGUCACUGGCCUACACACAAUACCCCAUAAUGUCAAAGUGGAAUUAUGAUUUUAGAAAUGUUUACAAAUUAAUUAAAAAUGAAGCUGAAAUGUCUUGAGUCAAUAAGGAUUCAACCCCUUUGUUAUGGCUAGCCUAAAUAAGUUCAGGACAAAACAUGUGCAUAAGUUGCAUGGACACACUCUGUGUGCAAUAGUAGUGUUUAACAUGAUUUACUUCAUCUCUGUACCCCACACAUACAAUUAUCUGUAAGUCGAGCAGUGAAUUUCAAACACAAAGACCAGGAAGGUUUUCCAAUGCCUCGCUAAGAAUGGCACCUAUUGGUAGAUAAAAAAGAAAGCAGACAUUCAAUAUCCCUUUGAGUAUGGUGAAGUUAUUUAUUAUGCUUUGGAAGGUGUAUCAAUACACCCAGUCACUGCAAAGAUACAGGAGUCCCUUUUAACACAAUUGCUGGAGAGGAAGGAAACUGCUCAGGGAUUUCACCAUGAGGCCAAUGGUGACUUUAAAACAGUUAGAGUUUAAUGGCUGUAAUAGGGGAAAAGUGAGGAUGGAUCAACAACAUUAUAGUUACUCUACAAUACUAACCUAAUUGACAGAGUGAAAAGAAGGAAGUCUGUACAAAAUACAAAUAUUCCAAAACAUGCUUCCUGUUUGCAAUAAGGCACUAAAGUAAAUCUGCAAAAAAAAUGGGAAAGAAAUUAACCUUAUAUCCUGAAUACAACGUGUUAUGUUUGGGGCAAAUACAACACAACACAUCACGGAGUACCACUCUUCAUAUUUUCAAAUAUGGUGGUGGCUGCAUCAUGUUGCUUGUCAUCGGCAAGGGUAUGCUUGUCAUGGGGUAUGUUUGUAAUCGGCAUUGACUGGGGUAUGUUGGUAAUCGGCAAUGACUGGGGUAUGUUGGUAAUCGGCAAUGACUAGGGUAUGCUUGUAAUCGGCAAUGACUGGGGUAUGCUUGUAAUCGGCAAUGACUAGGGAGUAAAAAAAUAAAUACGGAAUAGAGCUAAGCACAGGCAAAUUCUGGUUGUCUGCUUUCCAACAGACACUGGGAGACAAAUUCACCCUUCAGCAGGACAAUAACCAAUAUACUAGGCCAAAUAUACUCUGGAAUUGCUUACCAAGAUUACUUUGAAUGGUCUUGAGUGGCCUAGUUAUAGUUUGGACUUAAACUGGCUUGAAAAUCUAUGGCAAGACUUGAAAAUGGCUGUCUAGCAAUGAUCAACAACCAACUUGACAGAGCUUGAAGAAUUAAAAUAAUUAUAAUGUGCAAAUAUUGUACAAUCCAGGUGUGCAAAGCUCUUAGAGACUUACCCAGAAAGACUCACAGCUGUAAUCGCUGCCAAAGGUGAUUCUAACGUAAAUUAGAUAUUUCUGUAUUUCAUUUUCAAUAAUUGUGCAAAGAUUUCUAAAAACAACAUGUUUUCACAUUGUCAUUAUGGUGUGUAGAUGGGUGAGAGAUCUAUUUAAUCCAUGUUGAAUUAAGGCACAACAAUGUGGAAUAAGUUGAGGGGUAUGAAUACUUUCUGAAGGCACUGUAUGUCUUCAAAUGGUGCUACUGCUGUCGGCAAUCCAAAGAUUAUCCAUUUUGAAUAAACGCUUGGAGGUAAGGACGACAGCAGUGGUGUAGCCUACGGCGAUUAACAACAAAAUCAGUUGUAGAGUAGGCUAAUAAGUCCUUAGUUUUGGGGUUAUGCUCAGGUUAAACAAUUUGCCUAAUCUAUAUUUCCAAAUCCUAUUCUUGAAGAUCAAUGGGUCCCAAAUUUCGAUCUUGUCUCAUCACUGCAACUCCCCAACAGGCUCGGGAGGCGAAGGUCGAGGCAUGCGUCCUCCGAAACAUGACCAGCCACACCGCGCUUCUUAACACCCGCCCGUUUAACCCGGAAGCCAGCCGCACCAAUGUGUCGGAGGAAACACCGUUCACCUGAUGACCGAGGUCAGCCUGCAGGCCCCCGGCCCGCCAUAAGGGGUUGCUAGAGCGCGAUGAGCCAAGUAAAGCUCCCCCCGGCCAAAUCCUCCCCUAACCCGGACGACGCUGGGCCAAUUGUGCGCCACUCUAUGGGACUCCCAAUCACGGCUGGUUGUGAUACAGCCCGGGAUUGAUGCAGUGCCUUAGACCGCUGCACCACUCGGGAGGCCCCCAGACUUUGGUUUUUAAUGUAAAGAUAUAGCCUAUUCGUAUUAUUAUCUGUAGUAGCAAACAAUGGGUUAGAAGAAGCCUACAUAACCAUCCCAUAAAGGAAAAUGCAACAUCCUAUUUUUGGCCAGCUAUGUAAACUCUAACAUUGAUUUAUCCUGCAAUAGAUGUCGUUCAAUUGGUAAUAUUCAUUUUUGUCUUCCUCUUAAGGGGGAAGUCAUCUAAAAGUAACUGAAAGUAAUCAGAUUAAGUUACUGAGUUUGGGUAAUCCAAAAGUUACGUUACUGAUUACAAUCUUGGACAGGUAACUAGUAACUGUAACGGAUUACAUUUAGAAAGGAACCUAGCCAACCCUGGUUUCAAUGAAUGAGCAGUAACACAAGCUUUUGCAAUUGAGCUAUUGAUAACAAUUGCCUUGUUUGGUUUGCAGGUCCUGAUCGCCCAGGAGAAGAUGGCCACGAACACAGUGUACGUCUUCGCUAAGAAGGACUCAAAGUAUGCGUACACAGGGGAAUGCCGCUCCUGCCUGGAGAACUCCUCGCGCCCCACCAGCUCCAUCUGGGUCAGCAUGAUGGCCAGGGGAGGACAGGUGAGAAACAAACAACCUUGAACACAAAUAUACCUUGUCCAAAACUUGUUUUGCAAAUUUGCUACCAUCCCAUAUAUUUACAUGUCAACAUUUGUUUUGUUUCUUUUUCUCUCAGGGGGUGAAGAAAAGUGCCAUUGGUCAGAGGAUCGUGUCCACUCUGCCCUACAUCAGACAGGAGGUGCCCAUCAUCAUAGUGUUCCGAGCCCUGGGCUUUGUGUCCGACAGAGACAUCCUGGAGCACAUCAUCUACGACUUUGACGACCCUGAGAUGAUGGAGAUGGUAAAUCUCUUAGGAUGUUCUAGAUACAGGAAACACUACACACACACACACACUUCCUAUCUGACGUGCUGUGCUCCACCAGGUCAAGCCAUCCCUGGACGAGGCCUUUGUGAUCCAGGAACAGAACGUGGCGCUGAACUUCAUCGGCUCUCGUGGUGCCAAGCCUGGUGUCACCAAGGAGAGGAGGAUCAAGUACGCCAAGGAGGUGCUGCAGAAGGAGGUGCUGCCCCACGUCGGCGUCAGUGACUUCUGUGAGACCAAGAAGGCCUAUUUCUUAGGGUGAGUAUUUAUAAUGUUAUAUUAAUGUAAUGACCAUAGAGCAGGAGUUCCUAGUCUUUUCCUUACCGAGGACCACCAAAUCACUGCAAUAAGCUCUUGAGGACAAUCAUUCGCGGAAGUGGCAGAAUUGUUUUCCAAAACUUAGGGCCAAUUUACUGGGGGGAGGCUUGUCUAACUUUUUUUUGUUGCUUUGGGGAGGUGUUUUGGUACUUCCCUUAUGUACUACACUUUUCCAUGCGCUAACUUGUACUGUACCACAGGUCAAUAUAGUCUACCAGUCUAACGGUCUAUACUGCCCUCUAUCCACCAUUUAUAGUGACAUUAGUGGGAGGUGGAUCAUUUAUCCAGAUCUGCAAAAGGCUAACUAGCAAUUAUAAACUGGGUGGUUCGAGCCCUGAAUGCUGAUUGGCUGAAAGACGUGGUAUAUCAGACCGUAUACAAUGGGUAUGAAAAAACAUUUAUUUUUACUGCUCUAAUUAUGCUGGUAACCAGUUUAUAAUAGCAAAAGGCACCUCAGGGGUUUGUGAUAUAUGGCCAAUAUACCACGGCUAAGCGUUGCGCCGGGCCUUAUUGCUUAAUUAUACCACAUAUAAAAGCAUUCAAAGCUGCAUCAAUGUUAAAUAUGAAUCCACAACAACAAAUAAGAAUAGCUGAUAGGCAGCGGACAGGCCAGGUGCAUCAUUGCGCAUGAAAGAGCAGUGUAUUUGCUGUAUUUUUACUUCUGAUAUUGAAUGCGCUGUCAUUCUCCCAAGUCGUCCUAUAAUAAUGUGUCCACAUAUGUUCCAGGCAGGCCUAGUUAUUCAGGACAGCUUAACACAUGCUCUGCCUCUACAAUCCUAGUGGCUAUUCCUCGCGCACCUAGAACCUAAUGCUUCAAUAUAGCCUAAAUAUUUAUCAUUUAACUUCUAAAAUGUGUUACCUUUUUAUAUGUGUCAUAAACACAACCAGUCACAAUGUUUUAAUCUGAUUAGGCUACUUCAAAAUAUAAUUCCAGCAUCCUCAAAAUGUCUUGACAUUAACCAGGUUUCCCUCCAACCUUUUUAUGCAGUAAAGUAGCCUACAUGUUGGAUAACAAAUGUCAUGACAUCAUAGGGCAUGCAGUUUAUUAGGCUGCAGAUGAAAUAAGUUAUGAUAAACUUCACAGGGUGGUGAAUGUGCACAGUGAUGAGGUUGAUUCUCCUUUCAAUAAAUAUGGAGGGUCUUAUUCUGGUGACUUGAUCGACGCUUGGCUGCCAUUUGACAAAUGGAAAUAAUCUCGCAUUUAUGUCCAUAAUAAUCUCAUCAUGUAGUAGGCUAUAACUGCACUGUAUCUGCAAGCUGUUGGCUAGAGUGCACAUGCCAAUACCAGAGUGGGCACACUGCUAUACCUACUCAACAUUUUUUGUGACGAAACCAUCAGUAGGCCUAGAGUUGAAAAUGCCAUGGAAAUCAUCUAACUUGUAUUUUUUUAUUCGGUACAUGGGAAUUUAACCUCCAAAAGUAAUUUUUAUGUGCACUACGUAUUUACACAGACUUUUAUCUGCAAUUAGAUGGAAACGCAACUCUGAUGGGAAAAUGCACAAGGGUUUCCCUUAGUCGGUAGGCUAAUUGCGGCCUUUGGACAAUAAAAAAAAAUGAAUAGCCAAUAAAUAAAAUUGUAGCAAGUCAAAUUGUCCAGGAGAGACUGUCUAUCAUAGCCUACACCCCGAAUGUGCGCUUCAGCACCAUUCUCUUAUGCCUUACAAGCAGGUGAGCCUGCUGCUUAGAAGCGAGUGAGAGGGAGGAGCCUUGGCCUAGGCCACUGUUGAUUGUGAAGAUGGAAUAAUGUUUUAUUGACGUAAAACUAAAGUUAGAGGAAAAAGAGUAUGCCUAUAGUGAAAAGCCUACAAGGGGAAUUUAAUGUUUUAAUAUUGUAGUGGAAGAAAAAAUGUUGGCACGGUUUGGCCUACUGUGCAACUCCCUAUUCAGGCAGGAUGCAAUUUUGGGACUUAAAACUUCCCAGUCAUGCUGUCCGGCGCCAAAUUUUCAUGAAGGAAAUCCCGAAAUGCUCAUUGUUUAUAUGCAGAUUUUAGAAUGUUCGCAUGAAAAUCUGUCGCCAGUUGGAUGGAAACCUAGCUACAGACACCCUAAAGACUGUGACAAGUGGGCUAGUCCAGUGUUACUUUGAUUAUGCCUGCACAUCAUGGUUCACCAGCAGCCCCAAACAUCUAAAGAAUAAGCUACAGAUUAGGGUUGAAUGUGUCCCCUGUAUUUUACUAAUGUUCCAACCCCAGAAUAUUCACUUUUCUCCCCAACCGGCAUGAAAAUUCAAGUCUGAUGCUACCUGAGCCUGAUGAGCCAUACAUUAAAGAAUAGUUAUGAGCUCAAGCCCAAAAAAGCCCAAAUGAUUGUGCCGAUAUCAUUUAUUUUUAUUUGACCAAUACAUAGCCUAUGAUAGGCUACUGCACAUUACCCAUGACAGAAACACAUAAAAGCCCAUAAAUGUAGUUACGCUCUCUUGGGUAAGUAAAUGAAACAAGCUCCUAAUAAACUACUCUUUUUAAGUGUGGAAUGUAUUAUUGUAUUCCAUUAUACUGUUUUAUAUGGACUUGUGGCUGGUGCAGGACAUGCAGCCUACAAAGUUACAAUUAUAGGCUAGCGAAUUCAAUUUUAAUUUUGAAAUAUAAUAGGCCCUAUUAGAUUUGUAUAAUUAGUAGGCUGAUGCAUGCAUACCUUACAUAAUAUUUCCCCUACUGUUGUGCAAUGUGCGUAUUAGCCUACCUUCCAUUUCUCUAUUGUUGCUUCAUUCCUUCCUCGCUUUCAACAGUUAAAUGCAAUGUUUCGUUGUCCUGAUCUUCAUCAUUGUAAUGACAUGCUUGAAUAAUAUAAGACUAGAAUAAGAUGCAGAUGGCUUUCUCUUCAUGAAGAUUGAAUGGUUAGGCUUCUGAACAAAUAACUGCUAUAGCCUACCACCAUCCCGCAUUCUCUCUUUCAAACUUCCCGGCCGUGGCCAUGAGUUCUAUUGGCUGCUGUAUUUAACAUUCAGCAAGCAAGAACUUGAAUCCCUCUUCCAAUAGUCUAUUAGUAUAAGAAACGCUAAAAAUAAAUUCUUCCAGCUUUUCCUGGGACUCCAAGAGCUAAGUAGCGUUUUUUAAAAAGAGAGAGGCCAAGCAGAGCGCAUGGUGCGUGUUGCGCAAGAGACAGAGGCUAUAAGUUAGAAGCUAAUUUAUAGCCCAUCAUUCAUUAGCUAAAUAUAAGGCUAAUAAUAUAAUUUAUUACCAGAAAUUAUUACCUGAAAUAAUUAGGCUAGGACAUACAGUGCAUUCGGAAAGUAUUCAGACCCCUUGACUUUUUCCACAUUAUUAAGUUAAAGCCUUAUUCUAAAAUUGAUUAUUGUUUUUCCCCCCCCUCAUCAAUCUACACACACUACCCAUAAUGACAAAGCAAAAACAGGUUUUUAUACAUUUUUACAAAUGUAUCAACAACAAAAAAAUGAAAUAUUAUAUUUACAUAAGUAUUCAGACCCUUUACUCACUACUUUGUUGAAGCACCUUUGGCAGUGAUUACAGCCUCAAGUCUUCUUGGGUAUGACGCUACAAGCUUGGCACACCUGUAUUUGGAGUUUCUACCAUUCUUCUCUGCAGAUCCUCUCAAGCUCUGCCAGGUUGGGUGGGGAACAUAGCUGCUCUGGCAGGGCCACUCAAUGACAUUCAAAAACUUGUCCCGAAGCCACUCCUGCGUUGUCUUGGCUGUGUGCUUUUUCCAACAAUUGUUUACAGACAGAUUAUUUCACUUAUAAUUCACUGUAUCACAACUCCAGUGGGUCAGAAGUUUACAUACACUAAAUUGACUGUGCCUUUAAACAGCUUGGAAAAUUCCAGUAAAUGAUGUCAUAGCUUUAGAAGCUUCUGAUAGGCUAAUUGACAUAAUUUGAGUCAAUUGUAGGUGUACCUGGGGAUGUAUUUCAAGGCAUACCUUCAAACUCAGUGCCUCUUCGCAUGACAUCAUAGGGAAAUCAGCCAAGACCUCAGAAAAUACAUUGUAGACCUCCACAAGUCUGGUUCAUCCUUGGGAGCAAUUUCCAAACGCCUGAAGGUACCACGUUCAUCUGUACAAACAAUAGUAGGCAAGUAUAAACACCAUGGAACCACGCAGCCGUCAUACCGCUCAGGAAGGAGACGCGUUCUUCCUCCUAGAGAUGAACGUACUUUGGUGCGAAAAGUGCAAAUCAAUCCCAGAACAACAGCAAAGGACCUUGUGAAGAUGCUGGAGGAAACGGGUACAAAAUUAUCUAUAUCCACAGUAAAACUAGUCCUAUAUCGACAUAACCUGAAAGGCCACUCAGCAAGGAAGAAGCCACUGCUCCAAAACCGCCAUAAAAAAGCCAGACUACGGUUUGCAACUGCACAUGGGGACAAAGAUCGUACUUUUUGGAGAAAUGUCCUCUGGUCUGAUGAAACAAAUAUAGAACUGUUUGGCCAUAAUGACCAUCGUUAUGUUUGGAGGAAAAGGGGGGAGCUUGCAAGCCGAAGAACACCAUCCUAACCGUGAAGCAUGGGGGUGGCAGCAUCAUGCUGUGGGGGUGCUUUGCUGCAGGAGGGACUGGUGCACUUCACAAAAUAGAUGGCAUCAUGAGGAAGGAAAAUUAUGUGGCUAUAUUGAAGCAACAUCUCAAGACAUCAGUCAGGAAGUUUGGUCGCAAAUGGGUCUUCCAAAUGGCCAAUGACCCCAAGCAUACUUCUAAAGUUGUGGCAAAAUGGCUUAAGGACAACAAAGUCAAGGUAUUGGAGUGGCCAUCACAAAGCCCUGACCUCAAUCCUAUAGAAAAUGUGUGGGCAGAACUGAAGAAGCGUGUGCAAGCAAGGAGGCCUACAAACCUGACUCAGUUACACCAGCUCUGUCAGGAGGAAUGGGCCAAAAUGCACCCAACUUAUUGUGGGAAGCUUGUGGAAGGCUACCCGAAACGUUUGACCCAAGUUAAACAAUUUAAAGGCAAUGCUACCAAAUACUAAUUGAGUGUAUGUAAACUUCUGACCCACUGGGAAUGUGAUGAAAAAAAUAAAAGCUGAAAUAAAUCAUUCUCUCUACUAUUAUUCUGACAUUUCACAUUCUUAAAAUAAAGUGGUGAUCGUAACUGACCUAAGACGUGUAAUUUCUACUAGGAUUAAAUGUCAGGAAUUGUGAAAAACUGAGUUUAGAUGUAUUUGGCUAAGGUGUAUGUAAACUUCCGACUUCAACUGUAUAUAUACAGUACCAGUCAAAAGUUUGGACACACCUACUCAUUCAAGGGUUUUUCUUUAUUUUUACAAAUUUUUACAUUGUAGAAUAAUUGUGAAGACAUCAAAACUAUGACAUAACACAUGAAAUCAUGUAGUAACCAAAAAAGUGUUAAACAAAUCAAAAUAUGUUUUAUAUUUGAGAUUCUUCAAAUAGCCACCCUUUGCCUUGAUGACAGCUUUGCACACUCUUGGCAUUCUCUCCACCAGCUUCAUGAGGUAGUCACCUGGAAUGCAUUUCAAUUAACAGGUGUGCCUUGUUAAAAGUUAAUUUGUGGAAUUUCUUUCCUUCUUAAUGCGUUUGAGCCAAUCAGUUGUGUUGUGACAAGGUAUGGGUUGUAUACAGAAGAUAGCCCUAUUUGGUAAAAGACCAAGUCCAUAUUAUGGCAAGAACAGCUCAAAUAAGUAAAGAGAAACGACAGUCCAUCAUUACUUUAAGACAUGAAGGUCAGUCAAUCCGGAAAAUGUCAAGAUCUUUGAAAGUUUCUUCAAGUGCAGUCGCAAAACCAUCAAUGAAACAGGCAGGGAGAGUGAGCUCAUCUGUGGUGGUCGGCAAACCUUCUGGCCAGCAGCCCUGCAUGGCAUCUAACUGCCACAAAAGCAUGCUGAAGUGGCAAAGUUGAUAUCCACGUUUAUAGACACAGGGUUGCUACAGUUAUUGGUAUUUAUGGUCUUAAACAUUAUUUUGAGUUAGCUCUAUGAGGGGGAAGGUGUUACAUUUAUUUUAUAGUACAAGGGGAGUGUCACGUGAAAAUAUUUUUUAAAGUUGGGGAGGGGGUGCAUUUUUUAAAUGUUUUUACGACACCUUGAGUUGGACCAGCCCCCCCCCCACCUCCCCCUUAGCGGUCACAUUUAGAGUAAUUUUAUCAGUGAAUGGAACAUAUUAAAUGCCUAUUAUUACAGAUGGAUGUCUGUUAAACAAUUUGCAUUGUGAAAAGUAAUGUAAAAUUGUAUAUAACAUCAUUAAUAAUGCCAUAUAUAUAUAUAUUUUUUUUUUUUUAUUACAAACUUUGCUGACCACAGGUUGAAACCACUGCCAUAGAGAUCUUAUAACUCACCAGGUCUCUGUUGGAGAUUCUAUAUGUAAUUCUAUGGUUAUGAAUGCAUGAUGUUACUGAUUGGUCUUUAUGCAAUAUGUUGUUGUUUGAUGUAUUGAUGUAACUCAGAGUUGUGUAUCGGUGUCUGUUUGCAGGUACAUGGUCCACAGACUCCUAUUAGCGGCCCUGGGCAGAAGAGAGCUGGAUGACCGGGAUCACUACGGCAACAAGAGACUGGACCUGGCUGGGCCACUGUUGGCUUUCCUGUUCCGUGGGUAAGUCCUAAAGGAACACCAUCUAUAAAAUAAUCUAGAAAGCUUUAAUUCACAGAUGUAGUGCUACUUUGUGCUAACCGCAUUCCUAUUCAAACGGAGCAUUUGGUGAAUAUGUAUGAAGUCAAUGGGAUACCAAGGCUGGAACUUUAAUCAAGCUCAUUUUCAUUUGUUUGGAUGCAUUUAGAAUGUUUAAGAACCUACUGAAAGAGAUCCGCAUCUACGCCCAGAAGUUUAUUGACAGAGGGAAAGACUUCAACCUGGAGUUGGCCAUCAAGACACGAAUCAUCUCCGACGGCCUGAAGUACUCUCUGGCCACGGGGAACUGGGGUGACGUCAAGAAGGCCCAUCAGGCCAGAGCUGGAGUGUCCCAGGUAACACAGGGCAGAAGACAUCUCGUACACAUCCCUAUAUAGUUUAGGCUUAGUUUGCCAUUAUGCUGCUACAAGAUGAUUGUUUAUCGCCAUUAAAAACGAGAACAUACCUCGUCUGUUUGUAGGUGUUGAACCGCUUAACCUUCGCCUCCACCCUCUCUCACCUUCGUCGUGUGAACUCCCCCAUCGGUAGGGAUGGCAAGCUGGCCAAGCCCAGGCAGCUUCACAACACGCUGUGGGGCAUGGUGUGUCCUGCUGAGACUCCAGAGGUACACCCAAUACCACUCCAAAUCACAUUUAUGUUCAUUAUCAAGGGGGAAGUUGUUGUAUGAUGACAAAUGGUAUUGUUACCCGCAAGGAGCUAAGCUCUCACUUACAAUUGACAUUGAAAGUGUUGUCCCCGUUUAUUUUGUCUCCCAUUUUAUGUCCCCUCCCUGUCUAUUUCCCAGGGUCAUGCUGUAGGCCUAGUGAAGAACCUGGCCCUCAUGGCCUACAUCUCUGUGGGCUCCCAGCCCUCUCCCAUCCUGGAGUUCUUGGAGGAGUGGAGCAUGGAGAACCUGGAGGAGAUCUCACCGGCAGCCAUCGCGGAGUGAGUCCAGCAGAUGGCAGCGCAUUGCUCUUUAUUAAUCCAGAAAAUAUCAAAAACAUUCUGUCUUUCAUGUCUCUGAAAAGUUUGUCAACCCAUUUUAUCUGCAUUUUAAUUGACGUUUUCCUUCAUUAAUUCUACCUUAACAGUGCCACAAAGAUCUUUGUCAAUGGCUGUUGGGUGGGCAUACACAAGGACCCAGAGCAGCUGAUGAACACACUGAGGAAACUGAGGAGGCAGAUGGACAUCAUUGUGUCUGAGGUAAGGGAUAUGAUUUUUCCAGAUUUUCAGGAAUUUCCACUUUUCUGACAUUUUCAUUAUUUUAUUAUUAUUAUUCAAUUCAAUUAACCUACACAUAAAAACCCAAUAUCCCCUUUUCAGAUUUUCUAUGUUGUCAUACAUUUUUACCCCUUUCUAGGUGUCCAUGAUCAGAGACAUCCGAGAGAGGGAGAUCCGCAUCUACACAGACGCAGGGAGGAUCUGUCGUCCUCUGCUGAUCGUAGAGAAACAGAAGCUGCUGCUGAAGAGGAGACACAUUGACCAGCUGAAGGAGAGGGAGUACAACAACUACAGUUGGCAGGACCUGGUGGCCAGCGGCGUGGUGGAGUACAUCGACACCCUGGAGGAGGAGACUGUGAUGCUGGCCAUGACCCCUGACGACCUCCAGGAGAAGGGCGUGGCCUACUGUUCUACAUACAGCCACUGUGAGAUCCACCCCUCCAUGAUCCUGGGAGUCUGUGCAUCCAUCAUCCCCUUCCCCGAUCACAACCAGGUACAGCUAAAAAAUAUCAUGCUCCUAAAAUAUGUUUUCUUAUUGGGCUGAUUUGAAUAGGUGCAAUGGCAAGAGACCGUUAAUACCUAUGCUAAGACGUGGAUAUAAAACAUCCUAAAUUAAGAUUUUUUUAUCAGCCUUGGGAUUGCUCAUUUAUAUAUCUAUAUUUGAACUGUAAAUCAAUGAAUACAUUUCUCCCCACCUUUUCCCGUGUAGUCGCCCAGAAACACAUACCAGUCUGCUAUGGGUAAACAAGCCAUGGGUGUGUACAUUACCAACUUCCACGUGCGGAUGGACACCCUGGCCCACGUGCUCUACUACCCCCAAAAACCCUUAGUCACCACCCGCUCUAUGGAGUACCUGCGUUUCAGAGAGCUCCCUGCAGGUGAGAACUGGAGGACUGCAGAAUUGGCAGCCAAUAACACUCUUUAACUCUGACCUAAAGAGUUCUAUUUCUGGCUCGUUGAAAUCCUCCAUUUGUGCCUGGUUUAGGUAUCAACUCGAUUGUGGCUAUUGCGGCGUACACUGGCUACAACCAGGAGGACUCUGUCAUCAUGAACCGCUCUGCGGUGGACCGUGGAUUCUUCAGGUUUGUGCUGUGAUUUGAAGACUGAAAUUUGCUGUGAAAAUGACUUAAGACGAUGGUGUAAAUAAGUGUUUUUAUUUCAGGUCUGUGUUCUACCGCUCCUACAAAGAACAGGAGUCAAAGAAAGGCUUCGAUCAGGAGGAAAUCUUUGAAAAACCUACACGCGAAACUUGUUCGGGUACGUCCUUGGCAUCUAGAAAUGUAAAGGAGUCGGCCAGAAAAUCUGAGCCUACUAUUUCCAUCAUCUCAUACAUUUUCCAUCAGCAACGUCUCUUAAAUUGGCAUUCAUACAAAGAGAAUUGCUCAUUGAACAACCCAAUGCUCCUCCCCUCCCCCAGGCAUGAGGCACGCCAUUUACGACAAGCUGGAUGACGACGGCUUGAUAGCUCCCGGUGUGCGUGUCUCGGGCGAGGACGUCAUCAUUGGCAAGACGGUGACCCUGCCGGAGAUCGACGACGAGCUGGACAGCACCAAUCGCCGAUACACCAAGAGGGACUGCAGCACCUUCCUCCGCACCAGCGAGACGGGUAUCGUGGACCAAGUCAUGGUCACCCUCAACCAGGAGGGCUACAAGUUCUGCAAGAUCAGGGUUUGUCCAGAGUCCUCUAGAUUUCCCCAGUAGGCAUAUUGUGACAAGUUGACAACACACUAGUAGGCUGUAAAAAUGUAAAACAAACAAAUGGUAACAAAUUACCCCUGUUGAAAGCUCUACUUCUCUCUCAAUUGUCAAGUUUUGGGUAGGCAGGAAUUACAUCCACAGUAGUGGCAGGUUUGAAUUAUCCUUGAGUUACAAGCAGCAUUGCUUCCAUAGAAGCAACAAGACAAACAAGCUGAAUGAGAGUUGACAGAUUGACUAAAUGAAACAUGGAAUAUUGCACCCUCUAACCUUGGGCUAUAAGGUUAUGAAGCCUCCUUACACUUUACACUCAUCGGCCUACUUGUGGCAUGACUUAACUCAAACUCCAUUUGUUUUUUGUUGCAGGUUCGCUCUGUUCGUAUCCCCCAGAUCGGUGACAAGUUUGCCAGUCGACACGGGCAGAAGGGUACCUGUGGUAUUCAGUACAGACAGGAGGUGAAGUAUUAGACAUAUGUUCCUCAUGCCUCGUCUAUAGAACUACUCACUCUUAACUAGACUACACAGUAUCAUUGAGCCAGGCAAUGUUUAUCAUGGUGUCUAGUCAAUGGUCUAGAGACGUAUUGUGUUUAGACUGAACCUAAACAUAAAUACAACCAAAGGCCUCUUCACAGGAAAUGCUAAGUAAGCAACGUCCCAGAAGGAGUAUGUACUAUAACACGGAUUUAAAUAUAACAUGAAAGUCUCUGUAGAAUGUGCCACAUUCCUGUAAGAGGAUAUGCCUUAAAAGAACUGGUUCAGAAAAUUGGAACCCUCACACAGAAGUCUUUGUAAGUGAACUAUGUCCAUCGUUUCCGAUGCUUUCCGCAGGACAUGCCCUUCACUUGCGAGGGAAUUACCCCAGACAUCAUCAUCAACCCACACGCCAUCCCCUCUCGUAUGACAGUCGGCCAUUUGAUCGAGUGCCUGCAGGGCAAGGUACUGUAGCCUGUCUAAUGACUCUUCCACCCACUUCAACUUUUACUCCUUUUUAUGAGACCUCUUAAGAGGUGACAGUAAACUGAUCAUGUUAAACCAAUAGGAUUGUCUGUCAUCUAGAUUAGAUAUUUUACUAAUUUAAAGGUAAGUGAGAAUUUGUUAAAUAAAAAACAAGCAGAGCAUUUAUUUGUUAGACAUUUAUCAUGUAAAUCAAGUGUUGUGUAUGGCAGUUUUCUUGUAGCAAUGUUUUCACCCUCCCGCCCUCCUUUCACUUUUGUAGGUUUCAGCUAACAAAGGGGAGAUUGGUGACGCCACGCCUUUCAACGAUGCGGUCAAUGUGCAGAAAGUCUCCAACCUGCUGUCUGAAUACGGCUAUCACCUGAGAGGCAACGAGGUCAGGACAUCAGCCCCCUUCACCAUUCACACCUACUUCAAUAGUAGCUAUUUCAGACUGAGCUAUUUCACACUAGUCUGUCUAUAGAGUACAAUUAACUGGCCUCAUCUUUCCCUUCUAGGUGUUGUACAACGGUUUCACCGGCCGUAAGAUUACCUCUCAGAUCUUCCUCGGGCCCACAUACUACCAACGCCUGAAGCACAUGGUGGAUGACAAGAUCCACUCUCGGGCCCGAGGCCCAGUCCAGAUCCUCAACAGACAGCCCAUGGAAGGCAGAUCACGGUAAGAACAUUAAGAAUUAUUUAACGUAUUACUUUUUCCCUUUAUGGCACUAUGUGAGUGUACUGGUUAUGCAUUUCUGAGCGGGUAUCCAUAAACCAACUUUAAGUAUGCGCUUAUCUAUGAUCAGUUAGGUAUUUUAGAUUAUAAUAAAUGCAAUCCUAGAUCAGAAUCUUUGUUAAUACAGGCCCUGAUUUGGCCCGCUUUACUAACCAUGCUCUCAUUUGGCACCCAGUGACGGAGGUCUUCGUUUUGGGGAGAUGGAGCGUGAUUGUCAGAUAGCCCACGGCGCGGCUCAGUUCCUGCGUGAGAGGCUGUUCGAGGCGUCCGACCCCUACCAGGUCCACGUCUGCAACCUAUGUGGCCUCAUGGCCAUCGCCAAUACCCGCACACACACCUACGAGUGCAGGGGCUGUCGCAACAAAACACAGGUACGGACCAACACCACCACCAGUCUCCCUGUUAUGCAUGUUUAUGCUUAGGUCGGUGUCACAAGAAUUUUGUUAUCUCAAUGGUUGAAGUCAACUACUUCUUAAAUCUUUGAAUAAUUCCCAGAGGUGUAAAUCUCUAGUUUUUAAAUAAAUUAAACAAAGACCCCUUUUCUGCAAUGGUCAGCCUUUAUUCAUGAGAGCGCUCUGCCACAAAAUGGACGUACAAUAUUUUUAUACACACACGCCAGAGGAAAAAUCCCACCCCGCUUUAGGCGGGCUGUAUUUUUCCUCUGUACACAUCUUGUAAACUCACCUGGGUUUAGCUCAUGUGGUUAUCCUCUGCUCUCCUGACCAUCAGGUCACACAUACACACACACACACACACACACAUAUGUUCUUAUCAUAGUCUACUCCUUGCUCGGGCAGGCUGCAUUUUUUUCUCUAUUCCCAUACAUAGUUAUCCCUGUUCUCACAAUAUUCUGCUAGCCCUUUUCACUCCCCCUCCCUGUGUGGGGACAUCUGUUUUUGGAACCGGUCUCCUGUUAUUGGUUUCAAUCGUUUUGCACUUCUGCUUGCCUAAUUACAAGACACAAAUACUCUGUUGCUGGGCAAAGAUGCAUCUUAUAUAAACACAUUUGAUUAACUCUCUAAGCUCUAGUCUACUAAUAGUCAUACAUUAUUAGUUUAACUGAGGGUGUGACAUUUUAGUCAUAUCUUACUCACACAUUUCUUUAUCAGUCGGCCUAUUCACAUGUUGUUUAUAUCCAUUCUACCUUUAUUACUGUAACCAUGAUGUCAAUACAGUAGAGUGAAAUGUGCCUAUAACAUUUUUGACUCUGGGCCUCUAUAGCCUUAGUUUUGUUGAUGAAGAUUUAUCGAUUAAGAUAUUUGUACCUUUUCCACUUUUUCUUGUCAGAUCUCCCUGGUCAGAAUGCCGUACGCCUGCAAACUGCUCUUCCAGGAGCUCAUGUCCAUGAGCAUCGCCCCUCGCAUGAUGACCAGUUAGGAGCCCUACCAAAGCCCUGUCGAGUCAACAGGAAUUACAUUAUGUGUGGAAGGAAUGUCGAGGACAUCACUUAUCUCUACAGUGGGAGAGAUGGAGCAUCAGGAGACUGAUGUAAAACGAAAUGAAACGGUCAACUUGUUUUUGAUGCUAAUGGUCAGGCUCACUUUUUUUGUCUCGCAAAAGUAUAUUUGUUGUGAUAUCACCGUUUUGUAAAAGAAGGAACAUCGUCUUUAUUUUUGUAAAACUAGAAUAAAUGUUUUUUAA
Coregonus sp. 'balchen' is the source of this 18002-nucleotide messenger RNA. The record is from the annotation of a GenBank genome assembly. Lineage: Eukaryota; Metazoa; Chordata; Actinopteri; Salmoniformes; Salmonidae.